This is a messenger RNA of Limulus polyphemus (Atlantic horseshoe crab), 1039 nucleotides long. Its product is annotated as mesoderm induction early response protein 1-like. The record is from RefSeq and is a predicted model, not a curated record. Gene Ontology annotation, molecular function: transcription corepressor activity; histone deacetylase binding. Bases 184 to 960 code for a protein of 258 amino acids. Gene Ontology annotation, biological process: negative regulation of transcription by RNA polymerase II. The transcript has 10 exons. Gene Ontology annotation, cellular component: nucleoplasm. Lineage: Eukaryota; Metazoa; Arthropoda; Merostomata; Xiphosura; Limulidae.
UGGCGUCUGGCGGGAGAAGAUCUGAGUAAUGAAGAAAUAAAUUUUAAAAGAUAAGAAAAAAGUUAUAGUACCUUUACUUAAGUGGUUGUGCUCUGUUGCUUCCAUUUAAAUCAGCUAAGUGAGUGAUCAGAAAGGAAGGUUUGAAAAGAGUGGAGGGGUGUUUUAUUUGAAGAGCACCUGACAAUGGCUGAGCCAUGUGCUAGUGAAUCAAGUGCUGGAACAGAAAGUGAUCAGGAUUUUGAUCCAACUGCUGAAAUGCUUGUGGAUGACUUUGAUGAUGAAAAGACUUUAGACGAAGAAGAACUCCUAGAAGAAGAGGAGGGAGUAACUGGAGAGUUAGAUGAUCUUCAGAAGGAAGGAAAUAUGCCUUUAGACGAGCUUCUUGCCAUCUAUGGUUGUUGCAAUCAGCAGAGUGUUGGAAAUAUUCAGCAUGUUCCUGUGGAGUUGCAUGAAGAAGAUUUCAAUAACAGUACCUCUAAAGAAGCUGUAGAAAGGGAUGAAACAGAUGAUGGCAGUAGAGGAAAUGAUCUUUAUGAACCAGGGGAGCACUCUAAUUCUACGCACGUGCUACGAUCUGGAUCUCAAGCAAGCAUGACUUCAGAAUCUGAUUCUGAUGAUGAUUGCUCAGUUGGAGAGGAUUGGAGGAAAACUAUUCAGGUAGGAUCAGACUUCCAGGCAGUUGUUCCUCAAGGGCUUUGUAAAUAUGAUGAUGCACCAGCAUAUGAAAAUGAAGAUAGACUGUUAUGGGAUCCAACAAAACUUUCAGACAAAGAAGUUGAACUAUAUCUGCAACAAGCUCAGUUCUCUCAUUCUAAUAUACAAGGUGUUCAAGCUAUUCCUGUAGGAAGUCAUAUUCGUGAUGAUGAACAGGCAUUGUAUUUGUUACUACAAUGUGGGCAUAAUGUAGAAGAGGCUUUGCGUAGAAGACGAAUGCAGCCAUCUCAAGUAAUUGGUUGGUAGUGUUUUUAUAACAGACUGAAAUAUUUGUCUUCCUUAAAUGUUUGUUUGUAUACAUGUGUCAAAAAGUUAAUUUUAUAAU